AUGUGCAAAUACAGCAAUGAGAACUCGAGGCAGUACUAUUAUUCUCUUGGUAUCAACAGACAAGACAGUAUACGGGUGGAGAUGAUAGUGAGUAAUGAGACUACAACCACACCCAAGGUUGUGUUGGUUUACACUGGCAUCAAAUCUAUGAGAGCUCAUGAGACCAAGCUACAGUUGGUGUGUGACCACAGCAGGAAAGGAGAGGAUGAAGGAUUCUUCAGUAUCAUUCUGGAUAGUGGACAUCUCUUGAUUUAUGCAGAGUUACAUCACGAGUGUUGCUGUGUGGGAGGAUGCUGGAAGAGCGGUCUUGGAAAAGGGGAUAUUGUGGGAAAGAAAGACAAAAUAGGAGCAGACGGUGAAGUGAUGUUGGUGAUUGUUGGAACACUUGUGGCUAUUUUGAUGAUGGUGGCACUCAUUGGAGGAUUGUGUUAUGUCAAAAGGACACACCUGCAUUUUUACGCUAAGCUUCCAGGUAUCAAUCCAUCAGGCUUGGGAGCAAAUGUCUCUUCAAGACCACACAAUAUGGCCCUUCUAGGAACCUCACUUGAUGGAGCCAAGUACUCAGAUUUUCGUGACUAUGAACCUGCAGCUGUUGCCAGUGCUAGACGAAAACUGAUCCCCAUCUUGAGUGACCCUAAUAUACAGCUGGAAUCAGUGGAGAUGGGACAGAGGCUGGGAGGAGGUGUGUUUGGUGACACUCAUCUAGCCAAAUGGAAUGAGAUGACAGUCACAGUCAAGCGACUAACUAUCGCCAUACAUAGCAACCAGCUGACGAGUGAGACCAUGGACUGGAUGAAGGAUGAGGUCUGGUUUCUAAGCCGACAGAGACACAGGAACAUUGUCUGCAUAUUGGGGCUGUGUUUGGAUGGGCGACUGCCAUUUCUGUUAGCAGAGUAUGUCAUUGGAGAAUGUUUGAAGGACUUCCUCAAAGUCAAUGGGCAACUGCUCACCUGGCCUCAGAGGACAAGACUGUGUGGCCAAGUGGCUGAUGGGAUGGCGUUUCUUCACUCUACAAAACCACCAAUCAUUCACAGAGAUUUGAGAUGUGGCAAUCUGUUUCUUUCAGACAAUGACUUAGUUAAAGUAGCAGAUUUUGGUUUGACCAAAUUACUACAGCCAAUGAGAGAGCAUUGCCAGAAUGAUGACUGCUGCUGUCAGAGACAGCUGAGUGCUUGUCCAGCAGCUAGAAGGUGGACAUCCCCUGAGUUGCUGACCCAUCCAUGUACCAAGGAAGGCGAGAGUAGUAUUAUUUCAACAGCCUGUGAUGUGUAUUCGUUUGGCAUGGUCAUGUGGGAAAUGGUCAUGUUUAAAGAUCCGUUUGACGAGAUAGCUACAGAGACAGAGGUGACUGAGAUUGUAAGAAAUGGUGGCCGACCAGAUGUGCCUCCAACAGCAGACAUGAUGCCCCAGUUCAAAGACUUGAUGAAAACCUGUUGGGACCAGCGGCCUAGUUUUCGGCCUCCUUUCAAACAGGUGGCUGUGAAGCUGAAAGAGUUGAUAGGAGCAGCCAGAACCUACCAGAAACAUCUCAACAACAACAAACAGCGAAUACAAAAAGGGAAUGAACAUGUUUGA
Molecule: messenger RNA, 1575 nt
Organism: Candidula unifasciata
Lineage: Eukaryota; Metazoa; Mollusca; Gastropoda; Stylommatophora; Geomitridae
Source: the annotation of a GenBank genome assembly